CGCAGACGCACACUGAGCUUUAUUGACAGCGUUUCAUGCCACAGACACAAUUUCUUAGCUCCUCGCUUAUCUGGAUUUGACAAGUCUAAAAACUCCUCACCAUGUCUAAAGGGACGGUAGUUCUUGCCUACAGCGGUGGACUGGACACUUCGUGUAUUCUGGUGUGGUUGAAAGAGCAGAACUACGAUGUCAUUGCAUACAUGGCAAAAAUUGGACAAGAUGAGGACUUUGAAGCUGCAAAGAUAAAGGCAGAAAAGCUGGGUGCAAAGAAGGUUUUCAUUGAAGACCUGCGGGCAGAGUUUGUUGAGGAAUUCAUCUGGCCCUCGAUUCAAGCCAAUGGCAUCUAUGAGGACCGUUAUCUGCUGGGUACAUCCAUCGCACGUCCCUGCAUCGCUCGGCGCCAGGUCCAGAUUGCACGCCAAGAAGGCGCCCAGUUUGUCUCCCACGGUGCCACUGGGAAGGGAAAUGAUCAGAUCCGCUUUGAGCUCACAUGCUAUGCCCUUUUUCCAGAGGUUAAGAUUAUUGCACCAUGGAGAAUUCCUGAGUUCUACACCCGCUUCCAAGGAAGAAAAGACCUGAUGAAAUAUGCCCAGACACAUGGCAUCCCUGUGCCUGUCACACCUCAGGCGCCUUGGAGUAUGGAUGCCAACCUCAUGCAUAUAAGCUAUGAAUCUGGAAUCUUGGAGAAUCCUAAGACCCACGCUUCACCAGGCAUGUACCUUAUGACCAAGAACCCUGAAGACGCUCCUGGAACCCCUGAUGUACUGGAGAUCGAGUUCAAACAAGGUGUACCUGUGAGGGUGAACAAUAUGAAAGAAGGUAUAUCCAAGGAAACACCACUGGAUAUCUUGACCUACCUCAAUGAGAUGGGUGGGAGACAUGGGAUAGGCCGCAUCGACAUUGUGGAGAACCGUUUCAUCGGCAUGAAAUCCAGAGGGAUCUACGAGACCCCAGGAGGCACCAUCCUGUUCCAGGCCCACCUAGACAUUGAAACUUUCACCAUGGACAAAGAGGUGCGCAGGAUCAAGCAGGGCCUGGGUAUCAGGUUCUCCGAGCUUCUCUAUAAUGGUUUUUGGUACAGCCCAGAGUGUGAGUUUUUGCGCUGCUGUAUAGCCAAGUCUCAGGAGAAUGUGGAGGGCAAGGUGCAGCUGUCAGUCUUUAAGGGCCAAGUCUACAUUCUCGGACGAGAGUCGCCUAAGUCCCUCUACAAUGAAGAGCUGGUCAGCAUGGACGUCCAGGGAGACUACGACCCAUGUGACGCGUCCGGAUUCAUCAAAAUCAACGCAGUCCGGCUAAAGGAGCACUGCCGUCUGCAGGGAUUAUCCGGCAACAAGAAAUAAUUCCCUGAUAACCCGGUGCAUUUUUUUUCCAACACCUCCAGUGUAUCCUCCACCCGUGUAUAUCCUCAGAAGUAGUGGAUUUAGACUAAUGUGCCCUUAGUAGUUUCUUACUUCUCUAACCUUAUCAUAUCUGUACAUAUACAAGGGCCAUUUGGGUAGCUAACAUAUUAGCGAUGCUACCGGAACGUUUUGGGAUUACCAGGUUACACAUAAAUUCAUUUUAUUUUACAUUAAAUCGACAGCAAAGCCAUUGAAAUAUGUAAAAACUAGAAGAUAUAAAACCCUGACAGGCUACCAAGAAUGCAGAUUUGAUGUUUAGGUUUAGAUCAGCUAGAAAUUAUUUUGGAUAGGGAUCUGAAUAAGUCUAUGUCCCUACAGUCUGUGAUCUCCCAUUUUCUGGGUAGGGUGUUUCUUCUUCUUCUUCUCUUGGAGUAACAGUUGGUCAGUACUAACAAUGAAAUGCAUUUACUUGCUGCUCAUUUUUACAAUAA
Lampris incognitus (smalleye Pacific opah) is the source of this 1831-nucleotide messenger RNA. RefSeq names its product argininosuccinate synthase 1 (gene ass1). Gene Ontology annotation, cellular component: cytoplasm. The transcript has 15 exons. Gene Ontology annotation, molecular function: argininosuccinate synthase activity; ATP binding. Lineage: Eukaryota; Metazoa; Chordata; Actinopteri; Lampriformes; Lampridae. Bases 102 to 1340 code for a protein of 412 amino acids. Gene Ontology annotation, biological process: L-arginine biosynthetic process; urea cycle. The record is from RefSeq and is a predicted model, not a curated record.